CACGUUGAUGAACUUACAUAGGAAGCAGCGAAUUAUAUCGAGAGUGUGAUUGGAACGGAAAUUGACUCAACAAGUCAAUUCCUUACAUAGUUAUAAUAUAUAUAUCCUCCUCGCCCCUUUGCGUAUUGAGGAGAAACUCUGUGAGAAGAAGUAUGGGGGGUAUGGCAAAGCUAAAGAUAGCAGGGGCAUGGAGUGGGGUGUUGGAGGUAGAGCUGGAGGAGUGGACGGUGUCUAUGCUUAGGGAAGAGGUUAUCCGGCGAUCGGGCUGCGUUGCGCCGCCGGAGACCAUAAACCUCAUCUGUGCUGGAAAAUUGCUGAAAGACGGAGACGGUACGGAGAAGCUCACCCAAUUGGGCGUCAAAAAUAAUGCGAAGGUUUUGGCCUCCAAGGUUUCUCCUGAUCGUGGCAAGUCCUUCAAGGAGGAAUCUCUGGCUGAAGAGGAACGCUCUUCUAGACUUUCAAGGCUCAAGACUGCUGCUAUGUCAUUGGCCCAGAGACAUACAGAAGGUUCAUUACCUGUAGAAGACUUUAACCUAGAACUUGAAAAUCAGAGUGGAGAAAAACUGCAGUUUGGAUCUGAUACUGACCAGCGGGCUAUAAUGAUGGGUCUCAUGCUUCAUGCAAAUGGCAAAGCAUUGAUCAGAAAGCAACAAUAUAGAGAGGCACUUGAGGUUCUCACCAUGGGGGAGGAGGCCUUCUCUCUUUGCAAUCCUAAAGUUAUUGAGAUGGUUGAUAAUGUAGCCAUUCUGCAAAUAGAUUUGGUGUGGUGUUACUUUAUGCUCCAAGACAUCAGCUGGCUCUCAGUUGCAGGCAUCCGCCUUGCAAAAGCCAGGGAAGGGCUUGAGCGUGCUCAUGGGAAGGAAGCUAGUCGUGUUAGACUUCUUCAAGGGGGGCGCUAUCCUGAGAUUUCCCUACAUGUAAGACUGGAGCUGUUAGAAGGAGUCGUUGGAUAUCACAGUGGUCAGUUUGAAAAAGCUAGACAGUCUUUGAGUUCUGCACAAGCGAAAUAUUUCCAGCUUCAAAUUCCAGAUGAAGCACUGUCGCUACUUUUGAGCAUGGGCUAUAAAGAAGGUGAUGCAAAGAAAGCACUGCGUAUGAACAAUCAAGAUGUUCAAAGUGCUGUUAAUUUUCUUGUUGAGGAGAAAGAGAAAGCAGCAAGCAAACGGGAUGAGGAUCUUCGUAGGCAAAGAGAGAUCCUGGAGCAAAAGUGUUAUGGAAUGACUCCUCUCAAAAAAGCUGUCAAUCUCCAGUAUCUCUAUGAAUUGGUUUCAAUUGGGUUUGAGAAAGAGCUUGCUGCAGAAGCGCUUCGAAGAAAUGAAAACGACACACAGAAGGCCCUGGACGACCUGACUAAUCCAGAAGCUAAUUCUGCUAUACAGCUUCACAUCGAGUCAAAGAAAAAGAAAAGGCUGCGUCAAGAAGAAAAUGCUACAAUUGAACAGCUUGUAGCCAUGGGUUUCCCAAGAGAAAGAGUGGUGACAGCUGUCCGAACUUUCGGCACAAGACAAGCUGCACUAAAUCAUCUACUCGGGCAAUCCAAUAGCAGUUCUGCAAUGGUUACCGAUGAAAGUGCUUCUUCAUUGUCCAAUAAUGGCGGUGAAGAUGGGAAUCCUCCCAUACCGAACAAGGAUGGUGGAGACAGCGUGGGUGCUGACGCAGAUGCAUCAGGUAGUAAUGCAGAUUCAACCGGUCCAAGCCACAGCAAAGAAGAGGAGGAACGCGAUGUGGAAAUAGAGGACGAGCUUACUGGUGAACUGUUAAGAGGAGAUGCUUACUCUGACUAUGACCUUGAUAUCACGAAAGAAGGCGAAGCAAUAACACAGUAUCUCACACUGCUAAGUUCUGCAAAGUAAGACUAUAAGUAGUCUGUGUGGUCACAACUCUUGUUUAUCAAACCAUGGGAAGUGGGAAUCUCUCUACAGGAGUAGUAUAUAUCUCAUAAAGCUAUUAGGGGUUAUCUGUGUGAAGUUUUUCUUCAUUGAAGAGUAUUUGAGGGAUUUCAGUUUUACACGAUGGACAGUGGGUGUAAGAAUUGCUUUUAGAGUGCCAAAAUUAGCUGUACAUAUAUAUAAUGGUAAAUUAAC
This is a messenger RNA of Ipomoea nil (Japanese morning glory), 2084 nucleotides long. RefSeq names its product NEDD8 ultimate buster 1. The coding region runs from base 153 to 1853 and encodes 566 amino acids. Gene Ontology annotation, molecular function: protein binding. Gene Ontology annotation, biological process: regulation of ubiquitin-dependent protein catabolic process. Lineage: Eukaryota; Viridiplantae; Streptophyta; Magnoliopsida; Solanales; Convolvulaceae. The record is from RefSeq and is a predicted model, not a curated record. The transcript is spliced from 11 exons.